GCCAGCCAGCAGAAGCUCCUUCACCGAGGACACCAAGGGACCAGCCAGGAGGGGGAACAGAAACUCCCUGGAAAUAGCUCCCAGAAAAGCAAGCAACCAGCCAGGCAGGUUCUGUCCCUCUCACACACUGGCCCGAGGCGCCACAUCUCCCUCCGGAAAGGACACCAUGAGCACAGAAAGCAUGAUCCGCGACGUGGAACUGGCAGAGGAGGCACUCCCCAAAAAGAUGGGGGGCCUCCAGAACCCCAGGCGGUGUCUGUGUCUCAGUCUCUUCUCGUUCCUGCUCGUGGCGGGGGCCACCACGCUCUUCUGUCUGCUGAACUUUGGGGUGAUCGGUCCCCACAGGGAUGAGAAGUUUCCAAAUGGCCUUCCUCUCAUCAGCUCUAUGGCCAAGACCCUCACACUCAGAUCAUCUUCUCAAAAUUCCAGUGACAAGCCCGUAGCCCACGUCGUAGCAAACCACAAAGCGGAGGAGCAGCUGCAGUGGCUGAGCCAGCGUGCUAACGCCCUCCUGGCCAACGGCAUGGAUCUCAAGGACAACCAGCUGGUGGUGCCAGCAGACGGGCUGUACCUCGUCUACUCCCAGGUUCUCUUCAAGGGACAAGGCUGCCCUGACUACGUGCUCCUCACCCACACCGUCAGCCGAUUUGCUAUCUCAUACCAGGAGAAAGUCAACCUCCUCUCGGCCAUCAAGAGCCCCUGCGUCAAGGACACCCCUGACGGGGCUGAACUCAAGCCCUGGUACGAGCCCAUGUACCUGGGAGGCGUCUUCCAGCUAGAGAAGGGGGAUCAACUCAGCGCUGAGGUCAACCUGCCCAAGUACUUAGACUUUGCCGAGUCCGGGCAGGUCUACUUUGGAGUCAUUGCUCUGUGAAGCGAGCGGUCAUCCACCUGUUCUCUACUCAGCCCCCAC
Messenger RNA from Apodemus sylvaticus (European woodmouse), 913 nucleotides. It is a transcript of the gene Tnf, whose product is annotated as tumor necrosis factor. Gene Ontology annotation, molecular function: cytokine activity; tumor necrosis factor receptor binding; CD40 receptor binding. The transcript has 4 exons. Lineage: Eukaryota; Metazoa; Chordata; Mammalia; Rodentia; Muridae. Bases 167 to 874 code for a protein of 235 amino acids. The record is from RefSeq and is a predicted model, not a curated record. Gene Ontology annotation, biological process: immune response; extrinsic apoptotic signaling pathway via death domain receptors; positive regulation of transcription by RNA polymerase II. Gene Ontology annotation, cellular component: cell surface; membrane.